GGCUAUAAUUUAUUAUUAUAAACCUAUUGUUGACGCUUUGCCGAUUCAACGGAUUCUUCCUUUAGGAACUCCGCUCGGGUGCGGAACAAAAACAAAAACCGCCGUGGCUUUCCGGGUGGUCUCCCAUCCAGCCGCCUCCCUCCUCCUCCUCCUCCUCCUUCAUCUCCUCCUUUAUCCUCCCCCUCCUGCCCCGCGCGGAGAGGGAAACCGGCUCCGCGCCUGCGCCUGCGCCUGCGCGUGGGGAGGCGGGCGAGCGCGCGCGCGCGCGGGGAGGAGGAGGAGGAGGAGGCGGGGCGCGCGCGCGUGCGCAGUGGCGCCCGCCCUGAGCGGCGUUGCUGGUGCGACCGAAGGGGAGGGAAGAUGGCGGCCGGCGGCAAGGCCUCCUCCUCCGCCUCCUCCUCUUCCUCCUCCUCCUCCUCCUCGGCCUCGUCCUCCUCCUCGGCCGCGGCCCCGUCGUCGUCGUCCGGCACGGCGGCCUUCUCGGCCUCCUCCUCGCCGCCGCCGCCUUCCUCCUCCUCCUCCUCCUCCUCCGGGCUGGAGGCGUCCCUGGACAGGAAGCUGCAGGCGCUGAGCAACACCAUGGAGUCCAUCCAGGGCCUCUCCUCCUGGUGCCUGGAGAACAAGCGCCACCACGCCGCCAUCGCCCGCCGAUGGAUCCACUGGAUGCGCCGCUCCGCCUUCGCUCACCGACUGAACCUCUUCUACUUGGCCAACGACGUCAUUCAGAACUGCAAGAGGAAAAACGCCAUCAUCUUUCGCGACACCUUUGCCGAAGUGCUGCCUGAAGCCGCUGCUCUGGUGAAAGAUCCCUCCGUCUCCAAGUCCAUAGAGAGGAUAUUUAAAAUAUGGGAAGACAGAAAUGUGUAUCCGGAAGAAACCAUCGUCGUUCUCAAAGAAGCUUUAAGCUCCACUUUCAAAUCCCAGAAGCAGCAGAAAGAAACUCCGAGCAAACAGCCAACGAAGUCUUGGAAGAAAUCUCAAACCUCCACCAAUCCGAAGGCAGCACUGAAAUCCAAGAUUGUGGCAGAGUUUCGGCCCCAGUCGCUGGUGGAUGAGCUCCUCUCCCACAAGCUCUCGGAAGACCAGAUCGAGCUGAAGGAGAAGCAGCUGUCCACCAUGCGGGUGGACGUGUGCAGCACCGAGACCCUCAAAUGCUUAAAAGACAAAACCGGAGGGAAGAAAUUCUCCAAGGAGUUCGAGGAGGCCAGUGCCAAGCUGGAGGAGUUUGUCAACAGCCUCGACAAGCAGGUGAAGGACGGCCCUUCGCUGACGGAAGUGCUGGAGAAUGCCGGCAUCUUCUACGAAGCCCAGUACAAGGAGGUCAAGGUGGUGGCCAACGCGUACAAGACCUUCGCCAACCGAGUGAACAACCUCAAGAAGAAGCUGGACCAGCUCAAGGCCACCCUUCCUGACCCAGAGGAGUCUCCCGUCCCCUCGCCCAGCAUGGACGCCCCCUCCCCCACGGGCUCUGAGUCCCCGUUCCCAGGGAUGGGGGAAGAAGAGGCCGCCCCCUCGCCCAAGGUGCCCGCGGCCGAAUCCCCCUCGCCAGAGCUGGCCACAGACAACCGCGACGUGGAGGACAUGGAGCUCUCCGACGCGGAGGAGGAGGCCCCCAAAAUUAUCGUGGAAGAGAGGAAAGAGAAGCCGGCGGCCUCCACCCCGGCCCCCGCCAAGAUGCCCGAGAGCACCUCCAAGGCUUCCCCGCUGUCGGCGGCCAGCCCGGCAGCCACCGCAUCCUCUGGAGCGCCCCCGGCGGCUGCCCCCGUGAUGGCGCCCACUCCCAUCCCUCCUCUGGCCCCCAAGCCGGCGAUCCAAACCCCGCUUCCUCCGUCGCCUGCUCUUCCUCUGCCAAACCUGGCCAACGUGGACCUGGCCAAGAUCAGCUCCAUCCUCAGCAGCCUGACGUCCGUCAUGAAGAACACAGCGGUCAGUCCUGCCUCCAGGCCUUCCCCCAGCACCCCGACCAGCCCCUCCUCCCUCAUGGGCGGCUUGAAGACUCCCGGGACGGGGCCUCUGGGGGCCUCGCCCAACCCCUUGGCCAGCAUCCUCUCCAAAGUGGAGAUCACCCCAGAGAGCAUCCUCUCCGCCCUGUCCAAGAGCCAGGCCCAGGCCACCCCGGGAUUGCAAGGUUUGUCCUCGUUUCUUCAGAGCGUUGCUGGGAAUUCGGGGCAGCCCAAUGAGACGGGCCCCCAGAGCACCUCUCCGGCCCCCACAAACACCCCGACGGCUCCCGGGAAGGGAAGGAACGUCUUGUCCACCACGCAGCCCUUCAUGCCGCAAAGCCUUGGCUAUUCCCCGAAUUCCUCCUCUUCGGCCGAGGUUUCUUCCACCUCGGUCAACAAGAUGUCCUCCGGACACGGCCCAGGGCUCUCCGGCUUCAAGCCCCCCGUCAAUUCCCUGGACUUCCCCAGCUCCCAGGCGCCCAGCCUGUCCCUCCGGCCGGCGGAGCCCCCGACCCCUCAGUCUUCGGAAAUCUCGGAGACCAAGAUGGAGCCGGAGCCCACUUCGCCCAGCCUGGAGAUGAAGAUCCAUAACUUCCUGAAGGGGAAUCCGGGCUUCAGCGGCCUGAAUCUGAACAUCCCUAUCCUGAGCAGCCUGGGCUCCUCCAGCCUGCCGCCCGAGAGCCAGUCCUCCUCCUCGCCGGACUUCAACCGAGGGCCCACCAGCACUUCCAUGGACAGCAUAGACGGGACUCCGGUGCGGGACGAACGGAGCGGGACGCCCACGCAGGACGAGAUGAUGGACAAGCCGUCCUCCAGCAACGUGGACACCAUGUCCCUGCUCUCCAAGAUCAUCAGCCCCGGCUCCUCCACCCCGAGCAGCACCCGCUCGCCCCUCCAGAGCCGGGACGACGGCUACCCGCAGGAGCUGCCCAAUUCCGCCUACAGGCCUUUCGGUCUGAGCCGGGAUUCCCCCGCCGGGAUGUACAAGCCGUCCCCGGACGGGAUGGAGUUGCCGUCCUCACUGAUGGACUCCCCCCAGGAGAAGUUCUACCCCGACACCUCCUUCCAGGAGGACGAAGACUACCGCGACUUCGAUUACUCCGGCCCCCCGCCUUCUGCCCUGAUGAACCUGGAGAAGCAGCCAGCCAAGUCGAUCCUAAAAGCGGGUAAGCUCUCCGACCCCUCGGAAUACCCAGCGGUCAUGUCCAGCUACCGGCCGAGGCCCUCGGGGUUUGGCCUGAAAGGGCCUUUUCCCCAGCCGGGCCGAUCUCUCCACGACCAGAACGACAGCUGCGAUCCUCUGCCCUCCACGGGAAUCUAUGGGAGCUACGCCCUGCGGGGAAACGACUCCGGCUCGGACGCCUCCCCGACGCCCAGCAAGAACGACGUCUUCUUCCCGCCGGAUUCCAACCACAGCGGCUUGCCCAAACCUACUCAGCAGCAGCAGCAGCAGCAGCAGCACUCGGGGCUGCUCCAGAAGCCGUACCCCGACUCCCCCCACGUGGCUCCCCAGAGGUCCCUCUUCUCGCCUCAAAACGCCCUCCUGAGCCCCACCGGCCGGCUCCCGACCUCCAACGCGGAGAAGUCCGUCCUCUCCGCCAUCUCGGCCACCUCCACCAUAGAGUUCAAGAAUAUGCUGAAAAAUGCCUCCCGGAAGCCCUCCGAGGAGGGCAAGCACUUCGUCCAGGGGCCCAAAGGGGGCGCCAGCGACGUACCCGUCCUUUCUCCAGGAGGGGAGCUGCUGAAGCAGGCGGAGGAGCACUUCCGGAUCGAGACCAGGGUCUCCUCCUCCUGCCUAGACCUGCCCGACAGCACGGAGGAGAAGGGGGCUCCCAUCGAGACGCUGGGCUACCACAACAUGGCCAGCCGGGGGAUGUCCGGGGAGCCCAUCCAGACGGUGGAGUCCAUCCGAGUGCUGGGGAAGGGCAGCCGGGGCCACGGGCGAGAGGCCCCCCGAACAGGCUGGUUUGAGAUGGGCAGUGCGGGCAGCACCUUUGACCACGGCCCUUCGGGGGCGACGGAGAUGCCCCCCCUGGGGUCCGGAGGCGGCGGUGGGGCCGUGUCGAGCUUCCAGAGCCAGUACAAGGACCGGCUGGGCUCCUUUCCGGAGAGCGUCAGCAACUUCCGAGCCGGGGGCUUCGCCGCCCCCUUUGACCGCCACGUCCCACCGCCUCCCCUGGAGCACGGGGCUUCCUUCCCCAGAGACCAGCUGGGGCCGCCGCCCUCGGGCCCUCCGGCCCUCCCGCCCAAGGAUCUCAGCACCCUCUUCUCUAGGGAUCACUCGGUGCCCCCCCCACGGAUGCCGGCGGUGGAUCGGCCCAGCCCCUUCCCCAAGGAGGCCUCCUCCCCGCUGACGCUGCCUCACGGGGUGCCUCCGCCCCCGCCCCCGCCCCUCGAACGCAGCGGGGUGCCGUUCCCCCCCCAGCCGCCCCCGCCCCUCCCAGGGGAACACGGCGGGGUCCCUCCCUUCUCCAGCCCUCCGCCCCCUCCCGGAGACCUCGGCCUCCCCUUCCCGGCUCCCCCCAUGGCUUCCGAGCACGGGGGCCUCCACCAAGGAACGAUGAAGGAGCAUUUUAGCCUGCCGCCGGGAGCCCCCCGGGAUCCAGGGGCCCAGCCUCCCUGCGACCACAGCGGCCAGCCCCUCGGCCGGGGCCGGGAGGGCCUGGGCAUGGGGCCCCUUGCCCGAGACGCCCUGGGCUCUGGCCUCUCUGUGGGCUCCCCGGUAUCCGCUCAACGGAACGGCACCAACCGAGGCGGGCUGGGGCUCAGGAACCAGCGGCCGGAUUUUAGGCCCCGGGAAUUCUUCCUCAACCGAGACCCCUUCAACAGCCUGAAACGGCCACGGCCCCCCUUCGCCCGGGGCCCUCCCUUCUUCGUCCCCAAGCGCCCCUUCUUCCCCCCCAGGUACUGAGCGGGCAAGGGGUGCCCGAACUCUCCAGAGCAGUGCAACAGGCACUCCCCGCCACCCCCACCACCCCCCGCCCAGACCGAAAGGGCCCCGCGGCUGGAGGGAACUCCUCUGACGCAACACACGCAAACAUAUAUAUAUAUAUAGAUGCAUAUAUAUAUAUAUAUAUAGAUAUAUAUAUUUUGUUCUGUUCGUUUCUCGACUUUCUUUUUCUCCGUAGAGGGGAAGGGAAGCUCACAUCUUUUUUUUGUUUUUCUUCCUGCAAAAGUAAUUUUGAAAGUUAAAUCUUAAAAAAGUGGUUGUUGACAAUAAAAGCUUUCCGAAGUGACUAAAUUAAAUUUAAAACGGGAUUUCUUUUUAAGAUCGGAGCUCCAGAAGGAAAGUGGGACUUUAGCAAGCCCCUCCCCACCCCUCUCUCUAACUCUUCGGGUAAACAGUCCACAAGAAGGAGAAGCCCCCCCCUCCCAAUUCCCCCCCCCCGUUCUCCUCCUGCCUCCGUUUCCCUCUUGCUGGUUCUCUCUUCUGCCCCCUCGUCUCUCUCCCCCCCCCCCGGCUAAUCUUUCUUUUCUUUUGCAGUCUUGUAGGUUUUUGACCGUUCUCAGGCCCGUCUCCAGUCGCUGAGGACCAGAAUUCUCUGAUGGACUCAAUGGCUCUUUUGCUUGGUCUGGAGACAGGAGACCAGAAGGUGGGCAGUAGCCAGGCCCUGCUCUGCCUUUUCUUGGGGUGAGGGGGCUUGUGGCUCGUGGGAGCUGAGCGGGAGUGGAGGGGGGGGAAGAGGGCAGGGCAGGUCCUGUGGGGCAAACCCACCUUCUCCCCCUCACCCAAACCAGGUUUUGCUUGGUUGGAGGCCUCUGCUGCCCUUCCCCUCCAGAAGCCUUAGGAGUGGGCUGGCUUCAGUCAGGAGGUCCAUGCAAAUCAGCCCCCCCCUCCCCAAAAGGAAGCCCCCUGAGCUUUUCUCUCCCUUUGGUUUUCUUUCCUUCCUUCCUUCCUUCCUUCCUUCCUUUCUUUCUCUUUCCCCUCUUCCUAAAAUCCAGCUGGUGGGAGCCACAGAGGUGGUGACGGAGAGAUUUGAAAUUUAAAAGGGGAGGGGAGGGGUGGAAAAAUGGAUGCAGGGAUGGGAGGUGGGGAAUUCCCCCCCCCCCAGGAGAUGCUGUGCCCAUGGCCUCUUUGGAAUGAACAAAGUGAAAAUAACCAAGAAUUAGAGUGCCCUGCUCCUCCCUCCCUUCCUUCCUUCCUUCCUUCCUUCCUUCCUUCCUUCCUUCCUUCCUUCCU
Molecule: messenger RNA, 6123 nt
Organism: Thamnophis elegans (Western terrestrial garter snake)
Lineage: Eukaryota; Metazoa; Chordata; Lepidosauria; Squamata; Natricidae
Gene: RPRD2
Product: regulation of nuclear pre-mRNA domain containing 2
Exons: 11
Coding region: 361-4854 (1497 amino acids)
Biological process (GO): mRNA 3'-end processing
Cellular component (GO): RNA polymerase II, holoenzyme
Molecular function (GO): RNA polymerase II C-terminal domain binding
Source: RefSeq, a predicted model, not a curated record